CGCCGGGGACCCGGCGGUCCUGGCGCGAGUCCCUGUCCAACACCUUGGCUCGGCCCCCAGGUUGGAGGAGCCCGGAGCCCGCCCUAGGAGCCACAGCCCAGCAGCGACCGCUACUGCAGUCAGGAGGGUCCUUGCUUGUGAUUCUCAAUGGAGAGUGAAAGCACAGAUUCAUAAUGAAAACCAGCCCCCGUCGGCCACUGAUUCUCAAAAGACGGAGGCUGCCCCUUCCUGUUCAAAAUGGCCCAGGUGAAACAUCGGAGGAGGAGCCUAAGAGGCGCCCUGCCCAACAAGAGCCUGGUCAAGCGCAGGUCUCCAAGGAGAUGGCACAGUCCACCUCGUGCAAGUUUCCAGCUGGGAUAAAGAUUAUUAACCACCCCACCAUGCCCAACACACAAGUGGUGGUGAUACCCAACAAUGCCAAUAUCCAGAGCAUCAUCACAGCAUUGACUGCCAAAGGAAAAGAGAGUGGCAGCAAUGGGCCCAACAAAUUCAUCCUCAUCAGCUGUGGGGGAGCCCCCACUCACCCUCCAGGACCCCAGCCUCAAGCCCAACCCAGCAAGGACCAUAAGAGAACAGAAGUGAUCACCGAGACCCUGGGACCAAAACCUGCCGCUACAGAUAUGAAUCUUCCUAGACCCCCGGGAGCCCUUCUUGGGCAGAGAUGGGAGAACUGUGCUGGCGGUGAGGCAACAGGCUGCACUCUUAACAACAGCUUGACCAACAUCCAGUGGCUUGGAAAGAUGAGUUCUGACGGACUGGGUCCCUGCAACAUCAAGCAAGAGAUGGAGGGAAAGGAGAAUCUGCACUUGGAGCAGAGUCAGGACAAGGUUGAGGAGCCCCCAGGAGCACCGACACCCUGGCAGGACUCUGUGUCUGAGCGGCCCCCGUACUCUUACAUGGCCAUGAUACAGUUCGCCAUCAAUAGCACCGAGAGGAAGCGCAUGACCUUGAAAGACAUCUACACUUGGAUCGAGGACCACUUCCCCUAUUUUAAGCACAUGGCCAAACCAGGCUGGAAGAAUUCCAUUCGCCAUAACCUUUCUCUCCAUGACAUGUUUGUUCGAGAGACAUCCGCCAAUGGCAAGGUCUCCUUCUGGACCAUUCACCCCAGUGCCAAUCGCUACUUGACCUUGGAUCAGGUGUUUAAGCCACUGGACCCAGGGUCUCCACAAUCGCCCAAGCACUUGGAAUCACAGCAGAAACGACCCAAUCCUGAGCUCCGCCGGAAUGUGACCAUCAAAACUGAACUCCCACUGGGCGCACGGCGGAAGAUGAAGCCAUUGCUACCCCGGGUCAGCUCCUACCUGGUACCCAUUCAGUUCCCAGUGAACCAGCCACUGGUGUUACAGCCCUCGGUAAAGGUGCCAUUGCCCCUAGCAGCUUCACUCAUGAGCUCAGAGCUUGCCCGCCACAGCAAGCGAGUCCGUAUUGCCCCCAAGGUGCUGCUAGCUGAUGAGGGGAUAGCCCCUCUGCCCACAACAGGGCCAGUGAAAGAGGAAAAGCUCCUGCUUGGAGAAGGGCUGUCUUGUCUGCUUCCAGUUCAGUCCGUCAAGGAGGAGGAAAUCCAGCCUGGAGAGGAUACGCCACACUUAGGGAGGCCCGUGAAGGUGGAGAGCCCGCCCCUGAUAGAGUGGCCCUCACCAUGCCCAUCUGUCAAAGAGGACCUGUCUCAGUCCUGGGAUGACUCAUCCCACUCUCCCACUCCAAGGCCCAAGAAGUCCUACAGUGGGCUGAGGUCCCCAGCCCGGUGUGUCUCUGAAAUGCUCGUGAUUAAACGGAGGGAGCGGAGGGAGAUAAGCCGGUCUCGGAGGAAGCAGCACCUACAGCCUCCCUGUGUGGAUGAGCCCGAGCUGCUCUUCUCGGAGGCCCCCGGGACUUCCAGACGAGCCACAGAGCUCGUUCUCCCCUCAGAGUCCUCUGUGCCUGCCUCCCAGUUUGGCUACUCCCAGGAAGAGGGAGGACCUUUUAAGACACCCAUUAAGGAGACUCUGCCCAUCUCCUCCACCCCAAGCAAAUCUGUCCUCCCCUUGACCCCCGAAUCCUGGAGGCUUACACCCCCAGCCAAAGUCGAGGGGCUAGAUUUCAGCCCAGUACGAACCCCCCAGGGUGCCUUUGGCCCUCUACCAGAUUCCCUGGGGCUGACAGAUCUCAGUGCCACCCCACUGAAAAGUCUCCCCCUCUUUGACUCACCCCAAGAACUCCUCAAUUCUGAACCCUUUGACCUCAACUCUGGCCCCUUCAGCAGCUGUUCACCCUCAGAUAGGGAAGUCCCCAAGCCAGGCUCCCCCGAGCCACAGGUUGCCAACCUUUCAGCCAACCGCUCCCUGACAGAGGGCCUGGUUCUGGACACAAUGAAUGACAGCCUGAGCAAGAUUCUGCUGGACAUCAGCUUCCCUGGCCUGGAGGAGGACCCGCUGGGCCCUGACAAUGUCAACUGGGCUCAGUUCAUUCCUGAGCUGAGGUAGAGACCUGAUCUGACCCUUGCUGCUCAAGCUGUCCACUCUUCUGGGCGCUUGUGUGGCUGGGCCAUCCUUGGCCUCUGAGUGAGGACACAAGCAGGGACCAUCCAUCUGGGCCUCUAGCCCCUGGUUAUGCCAAGGCAGACAUCAUGCCAUAGCUGCCACUGGCAGCCACUGGGCCCCCUCUGCAAGCCUCGAGGCCCUGGUGACUGGACUCUGUGCCACCCUAUGCUCUGCUGGAGAAAAUGAUUCCUCACUCUCCCUGCGAGAGCUGAAGGGUGGGCAUAGCAGAAACAAGGGUGAAAAGAGGUUAGGAACUCCCAAAACUGUUUGCAUUUUGCACCCAGCAGUCUCACCUUCCCUGCUCCUUGCAGGGUGCCCUUGUAAAUAGUAUAUAUCCUCCAGACUAUCCUCUAAUUUUAAAUGCAAGCUUAUUUCCUUAGAUCAUUAUCUACAGACUACCAGAAGGUGGGUAGGAUGACAGAAGUUUCAAUUUGCCUCUGUUCCUUGCUUUUAGUUCCUAGAGAAGGGGGACCUGCAGUGCACGGUUUCCUCCAGGCCCGAGGUACCUGCCUCGACUCCUUGACUGUAGGCACGCAGAGGAGCAGAUCCACUUGCCAGGGCCCCUCUUACUGGCCCUCCUUCCCAUUUCCCCAUCUUUCUUCUUGCAAGUAGAAAUCCUGGUAAAAACAUCCUCUGUAAUACAUCAAGAGUUGAAAUCGAGGUGGGGGAUGGAUGCAUCUGAAACAGAGUGUGCAGGCCCUGAUGUGCACCCAUGUGACAUUUCUCUGAUACUGGCCCUAAUUAUGCCAGAGAGACUAGCACUGAUGGGAACUUGGCCCGAGGCCUCAGAAGGCUAAAAGGACCCUGAUCUGCCUGGCUUCUUUAGCAUGCACUGUAGCUUUGCAGAGAGCCACCCGAGGCCCCAGCUGACCACAUGCAUGUGAGCCAGCUCGAGAACACUACUGUAACUACUAUUCAAUAAAAUCCAGGGUGGAAA
This is a messenger RNA of Phyllostomus hastatus (greater spear-nosed bat), 3459 nucleotides long. RefSeq names its product forkhead box M1 (gene FOXM1). The transcript has 9 exons. The coding region runs from base 174 to 2465 and encodes 763 amino acids. NCBI's taxonomy places the organism in Eukaryota, Metazoa, Chordata, Mammalia, Chiroptera, Phyllostomidae. Gene Ontology annotation, biological process: G2/M transition of mitotic cell cycle; regulation of DNA-templated transcription. The record is from RefSeq and is a predicted model, not a curated record. Gene Ontology annotation, molecular function: DNA-binding transcription factor activity; sequence-specific DNA binding.